Messenger RNA from Hyaloscypha bicolor E, 2097 nucleotides. RefSeq lists its product as uncharacterized. Lineage: Eukaryota; Fungi; Ascomycota; Leotiomycetes; Helotiales; Hyaloscyphaceae. The coding region runs from base 1 to 2097 and encodes 698 amino acids. The transcript has a single exon. The record is from RefSeq and is a predicted model, not a curated record.
AUGUCCACUCCCAAAAUCCCAAAAACACCACUCAAUUCCUCCGACCAAAACGUUGCAGGCACGAAAUCGCCGAAAUCGGUCAAGAAGAUGAUUCCUUCAAACCCAGAUUCGACCCAGGUCAAGAGACGUGUCUCGAAAACCACUCAGGAUGCGAGCUCGAAGCUAUCGCAGGCCCAAGAUCAGGCAUCUCCAGAGCAGCAUACGAAGACUUUGAAGCAAAAGCUUCCCAAGGCCCCUUCAGAGAAGCCUCCAGAAACCCCUUCCGUAGUUUCAGAGGCGUCGCAAGCCCCGUCAGCGACUCCCGAUCCAUCCACACCAAGUUCCCAGAAGAAAAGAAUCAUCAAAAAGAAGAAGCCCGCACCUCCACCCUCCGAACCUGACAGCCAAGCUGCACAGGACCUUGCAGACCAGCAACCAGAACCAGAAUCACUCGACACUCCAAAGCAAAAGAUCAAGCCAAAUACUCCACAGAAGGCAGACUCGCCAUCACCAAAGAUCCUUAAGAAGAAGAAACCUGCACCAAUUCCGGAGCCAGAGCCCGAGCCUGAACAGGAAGAGAUGGAGCCAGAACCCGAGCCAGAACCGCAACAAGAGGAGGAGGAGGAGGAACAGCCAAACUUGCCUUCACCAAAAACGCUGAAAAAGAAAAAGCCGGCACCAAUUCCAGAACCAGAGCCAGAGCCACAGCAGGAGGAAGAGGGGGAAGAACAGCCAGAGGAAGAUGAACAAGAGGAUAAUGAGGCUGAAGACGAUUACGACGACGAGGUUCACCAUGACCAGGAUGAAGACACCGAAACUUACGAACAUUCCGAUGAGAAUGAGCAAUCUGCCCAAUCCGAAGGGGGCCAUGAGGAGUAUCACGAUGCAGAUGAAGAGGACACACAAGGUGCUCCAUUGAACAGCGUUCAAGACACUGCAAAGGAUCUCCCGAGCAAAGCCAAAGAUACUGCCGGUAGUCUGCCAGAACAGGGCCAGCAGGGGGUUUCAAAAGCAUCCAAGACUGCUAAAGGAGCAACUGACAACGCUCAAAGGCAGGCCCAAGACGUCGGCGACAAGACCCAGUCCACCGCAAACGGUGCGACCGACAAAGUCAAGUCUUCUGCAAAAGGUCUCACUGAUAGCACUCCCGACCUACCCGCCGGCCUACCUAGUGGAGACGCAGUCUCCAAGAUCGCCAAGAAAUCUUCUCAAGACACUGCUGGCAAGACGUCAAAGUCUGCUACUGAUGCUGUGGGCGGAUUGAAGAAGAAAUCCGGUGGGCUCUUGAGCGGGGCCCCAAAUACAGACUCGAUUGGGCAGCAGGCAAACGAUGCUACCAAAUCUGCUAAAUCGACCGUUGACGGGGGUGUCAAGGAGGCAAAGAAUUCAGCGCCUAAUAUUGGCGGAGAUCAAGCCGACAGUGCAUUGGAUAAGGCAACUUCUACCGCAGGGGCCGCGGGUUCUAAAGUUCAAGACAGUGCCGGAGAUGUAACCAAGAAGGCCCAAGGAGUCGCUGGAGAUGUGAAAGACAAGGCUCAGGGAGCGACUUCGCCUCUUGGAUCUGCCUUGGGGGGUGUCACCGAAGACCCACAAAGCAUAUUCGGCUCUACCAGAGAGCAGUUGGGAGGCAUCACAAAUGGAGUGCAAGACAGUGCGGACCAAGCAGCCAACGGUGCUAGCGGGGCUGCAAAAGAUGCCCAGGACAAAGUUGGUGGCCUCGCAGAUCAAGGGAAGGGUCUUGCCGAUGGCGCAACCUCGAGCAUUACAGACAAGCUCGGAGACAUUUCUUCACUCGUUGGCAAUAAAGUUAAUGAUUCAGGAGACAUCGUGGAUAGCUCUGGGAAGGCAUUGGGGAAGGCUUCCGGGGAUUUGAAGUCAAUGGCGGGCUCAAAAGUCAACGAGACAGGUGAAAUCGUCAAUUCUUCAGGACAGGUGGUUGGGAAGGUCGCAGACAAAGCAAUGAGCUCAGUCCCAGGACUCGAUGUUGUGCAAUCAGCACAGGGAACAGAGAUCAAGACGAGUGGUGGUAGUGGCGGUGGGAUCGAGAUCACGUUGCAGACUACAAGGGAAGGAACUACGCUCACGAUUAAGAUUCCUGGCGCUUUUCAACAGCAGUAA